Paramecium tetraurelia is the source of this 3666-nucleotide messenger RNA. RefSeq lists its product as uncharacterized. The transcript has 2 exons. NCBI's taxonomy places the organism in Eukaryota, Ciliophora, Oligohymenophorea, Peniculida, Parameciidae. The record is from RefSeq and is a predicted model, not a curated record.
AUGCGCAAUAGUAUAAUUACUCAACUUGAAUUCAAAGAUGGAAUCUACCAAGGACAAACAUUGCAAUCCAGAUAUAAACAAGGGAUCGGAGUUUAUUUAUGGGAGAAUGGAUCUGCCUAUUUUGGUGAAUGGAAAUCAGAUUAAAUAGAUGGCAAUGGAAUACUCUUCCUGCCUCCCAAAACAACCAUCUAAGGAUAAUUUAACACAGCUAAAUUACAUGGAAAUUGUCUCAUUUAAACAAGACAAGCAAAAUAUUAUGGUAAAUGGCUCAACGGUUUACCCAAUGGAAACAUGACUGCCCAUUUCAAGUAAGGAGAAGUUACAAUCGCAUUUUAAGAUGGCAAACCAACUCGAGGUCUUAGUUAAAGAGAAUAAUCAUGCGAAAUUCCAAACUUAAAGAGUGUUUAAUGUUACAAUAGCACUGCUUUAUAAACAAUUGAUUGGUUAGAUGGAACAUUCUAUGGUGUAACAGGAAAGAACGCAGCAAAUAAGGUUGCACCUAAUGGAUUAGGCGUAUUUGUUCCUAAAAAUGGAUUAUUUCAAUGCGGACAAUUUAAAGAUGGAAUCUUGAAUGGUCUAGGCAGAUUACAGCAACCAACAGGAGAAGUUUAUUAAGGUUACUUUGAAAACGGUAAGUAACAUGGAAGAGGCAUUUAUUUAUUUAAGGAAGAUGAAUUAUAAUGGGCUAAAGGAAUGUGGAGAUUUGGAGAAUUGAUUGAAAUCUUUCAAAGUGGAUUAGUUAAAAAUUGCACUUCACCCAAAGAUUUAAUGUUUCCCUAUAGCGAUCAUAAAAAUCCAAUCUAAAUCAGACAACCUAUUACCCUUAACAAUAUUAAGGAGAUUGAAGACUUGUUUGAAAUCCAAUUUUAAAGAUAGGAACCCAUCUAAAGAUAGACUAGUGCUUCUCCUAGUCCUGAAAGAAAGAGUAAGCUAUCAAAUUAUAAGUAUUUUCAAAACUCUAUGACAAAUUCGUAUUAGAGAAUAUCAGAUGCCUUACAUGGUAGUUAAUAACACUCCUCUCCUGGAAGAAACAGCAUCUAAUUAAUAAAGUAUUAUAAAGGAUAAUUGAGAGAUAUUGAUUAAAAUGAACAAUCUUAACCAAAAAGGUCUAUUUAAUCUUAGAAGAAUUCAAGAAAGUCUAAUUAGAAGAAUUCAAGAAAGUCUCAUUCUAAUUCAAAGUAAUAUCUAAUUUAAAGUACAAAGAAGAAGGAUUCCAUCAAUAAUAAAUCAUCAAGCAAUUUAAACUAAUCAGCAUAUGUGGAAGAAAUAAAAAAGCUUUAAACUCAAUUUACAAAGCCUUUUGAUCACACAAAAAGUGUCUAGUCUUAAUAAAGUCAGGUGAUAUUUGAUUGCGAAGAUCAUUCAAGUUAGAGGAGUGAGUUGUUUUAAGAAAAGUAGUAGUCAUCACCAAAGGACCACAUAGACUAGAUUAUUUAAAAAUCCAAAUAAUACCAAAAAGAACAAUCUAUGGAGUAAUCUAAAAAGUCAAUGCUGGAUUAAUCAAGAUCAUCCUAUCAAUCAAAACAAAUCAAAACUCCUGAACAAAUAUAACAAUCCAAAUCAUCCUAACAAUCUAGGUGUAAAUCAUCUGAAGGUCUCAAAAAGUUCUAAUAGUAACACGAAAUUGAGGAUUAAAAUAAAUUAAAAAGUGAAGGAAAUAAACACCAAAAAUUGGAUAGUAAAAAAACAGAAUAGCACCCUUUGGAUUCAUCUUAAUAAUCAUAAUAAUUAUGGGAAUCUAGAUAAAUUAAAGAAUUCUCAUAACAGCGAGAUUCAAAACGAUCUUAUCAGUCUUCAUAGCCGGUAUCAUAAAGAAUUUCUAUCAAAUCCAUAAAUUAAGUAGCUUCUAAACAAAUAACUCCCUAAUAAUCUCAUAGAGAUCAUUAGGAAUAAAGUAAAUUCCAACAAUUAGAAGAAUCAUCAUAAUAGUCAUAACAAUUUAAUUAAUCAUAAUAAUCACAUCCAUCUUAAUAGUAGAAAUAAAAGUAAUAAUAAUAGUAAUAGUAAUAAUAAUAAUAAUAAUAAUAAUAAUAAUAAUAAUAAGACAUUGAUCACAACAAAAAAUUGAGUUUCUGUUAAUAAGACUUUGCCUUAGAUAUGAGAAAUACAGCUAUCUUUAAUUAGGUUGAAUCAAAUCAAUCAAGUCAAAUCAAAUUUCAUAGACAUAAAAGAAGCUAAUCUCAAACUGAUUUUGAUAAAUUUGACAUUGGGGAUGAUACUCAAAUGAAGUUGAUUAAACAACAACAAUUAUAUAUGUAAUAGAUGAUAGAGCUAUAAUAACGAGAAUUAGAAUAACUUAAAAUGCAACAAUAAUAAUUAGAGGAAGAGAAUCAAAUAUCAUAAAGUAGACCAGGAUAUAAAACUAAUGCCUCCAUAGAUUCAUAAGAAAGUUAUCCUCAAUAAUAGUCAGAAAGCUGUCAUUAAGAUUUUAUUAAAACAGUAAGUGAUGUAUUGAAAAGUGAAUUGAAAAAAAAGUAGGAGGAUUCAUUUAACAGAGAUAAUUAAAAUAAUUCUCCUCACUUUGAAUAAUCAUAAAUAACAAAUAACCAAUAGUCUAUGUUCUUUAAUGAUAUUUAGAGUUUAGAUAAUGUGAAUGUAAAUGAUAGAUUGAAUAACAGAAGAUCAAGUCAAUAACAAGAUGAGGCAAAUAAAUCAAGAGCUGACUCAAUUAUUAAAAAAUAACCUGUUUCUCAUAGUGAAUUAGAUAACUUGCAAAUUGAUAAAAUGUAAGACGCUUAGUCAAGAUAAUCUAGAUAAUCAAGACAAUCAAGAUAUUCUGGAGAAAAUAAAUAACAAAGGUCGCAAUCACACCAAUCCAGCUAACGAAAUUAUUCAAAUCAAUAGCAUUCAUUCUAUUAACAAAAAUCUUAAGAAUAAUUUUAUCCAUAAAAACAACCAUCAGUCAUUUAAGAAAAAGAAUAGCCAUAAAAUCUUUAAUAAUAAGUUAAGGGUGAGUUCAUUAAUAUCUAAAAUAAGUCGGAUCAACUAUCAAACAAGGAUAACUACUAAGACUAGUCAUUUAGUUCACAAUAGAUGUCUAUUAUUUCUAAUCAGUUCCAACAUCAAUAAAAUAGUUUUAAUAAAUAAACACCAUAGGAGUCUAUUUUGUCAAAAUAAAUACCAAAUUAAAAGGACAACAAUGUUCUAAAAUAGAAUUAACAAAAUACUCAAUAAAAAAGAAAAUAACAGAAUUAAAGUAAAAAUGAAGAAUCAAUAGAUUAAUUGAUGAAAAAAUAAACUCAACAAUAAUUUUCAAAAGCCGAAUUAAAGUUUGUGGCUUGUCCCUCUUAGCAUUCUCUGCCUGGCUAAGUCAGCUUCUCUGAUAAAUAAUUACAAAUUAAACCAGAUUAAAUGAGCGAAAAUAUUCAAGUAACCAUUUUAGAUGACUAAUCAGAUACAAAACAAAAUAUCCAAGAAAUUAAGUUACAAUUAGCAGCCCAAAAGGAGAUUCUUUCCUAAUUGUAUCAUUCUAUUUAAGAAUCUAAGUAGAUGAAAGUUUCUUAGUUUGACUCUGAUAAGAGAAUAAGUGAAUAAAGAACUGUAAAACGAGGAAUGGUGAGUGCAGUUGUUGAUCCCUGCAGUAGCCCUAUUAAGAAGGUAAUAAUUACAAAAGGAGUAUAUCCUGCUUUUACUAUUAUAAAAUCCUUAUCCCCGAUAAGACUUUGA